Molecule: messenger RNA, 1062 nt
Organism: Kuraishia capsulata CBS 1993
Lineage: Eukaryota; Fungi; Ascomycota; Pichiomycetes; Pichiales; Pichiaceae
Exons: 2
Coding region: 1-1062 (353 amino acids)
Biological process (GO): glycerophospholipid biosynthetic process
Cellular component (GO): mitochondrion
Source: RefSeq, a predicted model, not a curated record
AUGAACAAACUACGCUUUAUUAGUCGUCAAUUUGUGAGGUUCUCUUCCUCUAAUAAUAUUGCAUUUGCAUUUGACAUCGAUGGGGUCUUGUUACGCGGUUCCAAACCGUUAAACCCGUACGCAAAGACUGCGUUGACUCUCUUGGAUGAACAUAAGGUGCCAUAUGUAUUGUUCACCAACGGUGGUGGUGUUUCUGAAUCUGAUAAGAUCCGAGAGGUGGCUAAGAAACUGGAGUAUCCAACACUCACUCCUGGUCAAAUCAUACUUUCACAUUCCCCAUUCAAGAAACUCACCAAGUCCUUUAGCAGGGUGUUUGUUGUUGGUGGUAAAGCUGAUCGGUGUCGCCGAGUUGCUCUGGAUUACGGGUUUCGCGAGGUAUUGAUCUCAGCCGACUAUAUUGCGUGCAAUCCAGGUAUAGCUCCUUUCCAUAAGUACCAUGCAGACGACGAACUUGCCUUGGACCCAAAAAACUCGCGCGUUUGUGCCUCAAAAGAUUCGAUAAAUGAUCCUGUGGACUGUAUUUUGGUUUUCAAUGAUUCGUGGGAUAGUUCUGCAGACAUACAGAUCGUGCUCGACCUUCUCAACUCUGAGCAUGGAAAGAUAGGAACUUUCAGAGAAGGAAAGUACGCUAGACCCAGCAUUCCUAUUUACUUCUCCAAUGGAGAUUUCUUAUGGGCAAACGACUUCAAAUUGCCCAGAUUUGGCCAGGGUGGCUUCAAAGUACAAGUGGAGGCUCUUUAUGAAAAAAUUAACGGGGUCCCAUUGGAAAGCACUACCUUGGGCAAGCCCGAACGAAUUUCCUAUGAGUUCGCCCACCACGUGCUUUGCAAUUGGAGCGGAACAACCCCGGAUAAAGUGUACAUGGUGGGGGAUAAUCCGAACAGCGAUAUUCAUGGCGCGAAUGCGUUUGGCUGGGAAAGCAUUCUGGUUCGGACCGGGGUGUUCAAGGACUCCGAGAUUGACUACUAUGAUCACCUUCCCACGCUUGGUAUCUUCGACAACGUGGAGACAGGAGUACGCAAAGCACUGGAGGAUAACGGUAUAAUCGGAGCUUCAAACUAG